Messenger RNA from Paraglomus occultum, 1214 nucleotides. Lineage: Eukaryota; Fungi; Glomeromycota; Glomeromycetes; Paraglomerales; Paraglomeraceae. The record is from the annotation of a GenBank genome assembly.
UGUCAAAUUUAGGAUACAAAGAGUUGUGGACAUUAGUUGAAGAGGGUUUGCAAGACUCCAAUCUGCUGAAGCCAUACAAGUAUCGGAAGGAGACUAUGGAAAAGAAUAGGCGGAAAGAGUUUGAAGAAUAUAAAAAGAAAAUGAUUGAAUGGGCCGAAUGGAAACUUGAGCAACAUUACAGUAUUUUGAAUGGCGAAAAUCCGAAGAACGACUUAAGUCAUAUUGAAGACGAUCCCAACUACACAGACUGUUAUCAGCAUCACAAACAUUUCUGCCAACAAGUUAUCAGGGAAUUAGAAGUCAUCGACGAUUCCCAAUGGAAAAGCUCGAAGAUAAAAUUUAUUCUCGCUAGCAAUAUAGCAAGGAAAAGUCUGGUGGAUUAUCAAGGAAACGGGUCGCUUUUCUUCGCAAUUUAUAAUAAGAAGGGCAAAUCGAAGUUAACGAAAUUUUUGUCCAAUUUGAUCAAUCAAGACAAACGAAGUAGCGGUGAAACUAACACCAGUAAUGAAGCUUUUAGUAACAUUAACGACUAUGAGGAUUAUAACGGUUAUGAGGGAACUGAUGGUUCUAAUAGGUAUAAGUUAUUAAUUAAAGCCGGUAAGGCUGUGGCGAGUUUCGUUGGUUGGCCAGUUAGUUCAGAAGAUUCAGAGCAAAAUUCUUUAAAGACGUUUCUAAACGAGGAGAUUGAAGCGGCUGAGCAAGACGCAGCUAACAUAACCGACAUCGACUUUGUUUUGAAGCUAUAUGGUGACCAAGAUUUUCCUGUCUUUGAAUUUGAGAUGGAAUCUAUUAAGGAUGAGUUCUUGAAAUCAUACAAAAUAUGGAAGACAGCGAAAAAUUGGGCAACUCUUUUGAAUAGCCAGGCGAACCGUGGCUAUUAUAGAACACAUUCGGUCAAGUAUCAAGAAGAGACUGAGGCCAUGUACAAAAACAUCGCGAAUGAUUUAGCUUUAAAGCUCGAGUCAAUGUAUUCCAAGGGCAACGAAAUCGUUAUGACGGAAUUGAAAAAGAGCGAUUCUUACUAUCCAAGAUAUACUUUAUCCUACACCAUUACAAUUGAUGAACCAUCUUACAACGAACUAACUAUCAAUGAAAUCAAACUGGAUACAUAUGAAUGUGGGAGAGUUAAGCAAAAUCCGAACUUUCUACCGACUCCGAAGGCUUAUGCUGAAAGAGUCCUUCGUAUCAGUGACGAAGUUUAUGAUAUCAGGCAA